ACCCGUAUGCAGAAUAAUAUGAGCAACGAUGCCAUUAUUCUUGUAUACGAGCUGUGGAAAACAUGGCUUUGAUUUAUCCUGAAGAGGGUGAAUACCGCAUGAAUCGUGAUUACCUUGAGUAUAUUAGGAAAUGCCUUCAGGUACAUGGUUUCGAAGGAAGGAAGAAAUAUAUUUGGCAUGCUACAUCUAUGUUUAUAACUUUACUUCUUUUUGGUAGACUAUCGUAUGCUUUUAGACUAAUAACUGAACCAAAAAUGCUUGUGGAAAUAGUUGUGACAUAUCCUCUUGGAAUUAUGGCCGUAUUUAAGCUGCAUAUGCUAUAUUUUGAUAGAAAACGUGUUCAAUACUUCUACAACACUAUUUCGAACGAAUUCUGGGCUUACCACAUCGCAGGUCCUAAGCCAGAAGCAGAAAUUAAAAGAAAACAUUUUCUAGUAUACCUCUUAUUCGUAUGUGAAGUUGGUGGAUCACUUACAAUAUUAUUCUUCCUUUGCAUCAUCCCUAUUGUCGAUAUGCCAGGAGGAAAACUGCCACUGCCAUUUGUCAAUUGGACAAAAUUCGAUAUUUUCGACUCCAGUCCAAUACAAGAAAUCUUUCGUGUAAUAAUGAUCUGGAAUUUAGGUUUAUCGGUACUUUCAAAUAUGUUCUUUGAUGCAUUGUUUUUUUAUGGUGUCGAGCAUCUAAUUGGCCAACUUAUUCUACUAAAAGUACUGCUAGAGAAUAUUGCCAAAGACAUUAUGGAAGAGAAAGAUGAUUGCGAAAAGUUUUCUUCCAAUGAAUUCCAAAUGAAGGUGUACGGCAGAUUAAGGUUAUGCAUCGAUCAUCAUGUAAAGUUGUUAAAGUUUGGAAAGAAUCUUGAGGAAUUUUGUUCAGCAAUACUUCUGCCACAGUUAUUAAUGAUAUAUGUCUUGCUUGUUAUUAUUGGAUUUGUUAUAAGUAUUAGUAACAACGAAUUAGCUAAAGUCUUUAUACUCUCAUGUAUAUCAACAGCAAGUGUAAUUGAACUUGCGGUAUACGCUAUACCAGCAUCUGAUCUUCAAGUUGAGUGCUUGUCUGUUAUGGACUCCAUCAAAUGCUCAGACUGGUAUUUGUUUAGAGCUCCGCUUAAAAAAGCGUUAACUUUUAUGUUAAUGAUUUCAAAGGAUCCAAUUCUUAUUAAAGCUGGAGGACUCUACGUCAUCGAUAACCCAGUCAUAAUAGAAGUAGUUCAAAAAGCUUUUUCGGCAAUAGUACUCUUACGUGCUAUAACAGGAGUUAAUUAGACAUACUUCGGAAUGAAAAUCUAAAUUCACAGAAGACCAACAUUUUUUUUAAUUAAUUUUUAAUCCUUUCUCUAAUAUAAAAUGAUUAAUGUUGUAGUAUUUUUCUGCUUUAACUUGUUAACAAUAUCUUUCUUUUAAUGUAAAACCGUAUGUUUGGCAUAUUAAUAAUAAGCUCAUCUGCA
Molecule: messenger RNA, 1444 nt
Organism: Diabrotica virgifera virgifera (western corn rootworm)
Lineage: Eukaryota; Metazoa; Arthropoda; Insecta; Coleoptera; Chrysomelidae
Exons: 7
Coding region: 63-1262 (399 amino acids)
Biological process (GO): detection of chemical stimulus involved in sensory perception of smell; sensory perception of smell
Cellular component (GO): plasma membrane
Molecular function (GO): odorant binding; olfactory receptor activity
Source: RefSeq, a predicted model, not a curated record